This is a messenger RNA of Closterium sp. NIES-67, 314 nucleotides long. The record is from the annotation of a GenBank genome assembly. Lineage: Eukaryota; Viridiplantae; Streptophyta; Zygnematophyceae; Desmidiales; Closteriaceae.
GCCGCUAUGGCGGAUGGCAGAAGAAGAAGAGGAGCGGCAGGUGCUAGGCGGGCAAGAAGGCAGAGAAGCGCACUAGACCCAAAAAGGGUCAGGGGAAUCGUGCUGCUGCGGAGGAGGAGGAGGAGGAGGAGGAGGAGGAGGAGGAGGAGGAGGAGGAGGAGGAGGAGGAGGAGGAGGAGGAGGAGGAGGAGGAGGAGGAGGAGGAGGAGGGGGAGGAGGAGGAGGAGGAGGAGGAGGAGGAGGAGUAAGGUGGAGGAGGAGGAGGAGGAGGAGUAAGGCAGAGGAGCAGGAGUAAGGGGAAGGCAGCAAUGUCC